This is a messenger RNA of Hordeum vulgare subsp. vulgare (domesticated barley), 1061 nucleotides long. RefSeq names its product cyclin-P4-1-like. Gene Ontology annotation, biological process: regulation of cyclin-dependent protein serine/threonine kinase activity. NCBI's taxonomy places the organism in Eukaryota, Viridiplantae, Streptophyta, Magnoliopsida, Poales, Poaceae. The transcript has 2 exons. Bases 135 to 857 code for a protein of 240 amino acids. Gene Ontology annotation, molecular function: protein kinase binding. The record is from RefSeq and is a predicted model, not a curated record.
UUUAUAUCCACCACCACCACCCCCCACCUCACCUCCCGCUCUCUCCCCCCUCCCUCACCUCCACCUCCAAGACCCCAAGCUGGCUAGCUACAGCAGCAGCCGAGGAGGUCAGGCAAGAAACUGAGGGAGCGACGAUGACGAUGGCGGCGGAGGACCAGGCGGCGGUGCCGCGGGUGGUGUCGAUCCUGUCGGCGCUGCUGGAGCGCGUGGCGGAGCGCAACGACGUCGUCGCCGCGGUGGAGCGGCGCAUACGGGACGUGGAGGAGGACGACGACCAAGGAGAAGACGGCCGCAGGGAGACGACGAGUAUGAAGAAGAAGGCGGUGUCGGCGUUCCAAGGUCUGACGAAGCCGGCCAUCUCCGUCGGCGGCUACCUGGAGCGCAUCUUCCGGUUCGCCGGCUGCAGCCCCUCCUGCUACGUCGUCGCCUACAUCUACCUCGACCGCUUCCUACGCCGCCGUCCCGCCCUCGCCGUCGACUCCUUCAACGUCCACCGCCUCCUCAUCACCUCCGUCCUCACCGCCGUCAAGUUCGUCGACGACAUAUGCUACAACAACGCCUACUUCGCGAGGGUGGGAGGGAUCAGCCUGAUGGAGAUGAACUACCUGGAGGUGGACUUCCUCUUCGGCAUCGCCUUCGACCUCAACGUCACGCCCGCCGUCUUCGCCUCCUACUGCGCCGUGCUGCAGACCGAGAUGGCCUACCUCGAGCACCCGCCGCCGUCCAUCGACGCCGUCUCGCCCACCAGCUUGCUGCAGCACUGCUUGCCCGACCAGGAGGUCGACGCAGCCGCCACCGCCGCCGCCGCCGCCACCAAGGCCGGCUGUCACCGACACCAGCAGCAGCUCACCGUUUGAUCCAUGGAGCUCUUCAUCUCCCUCUCUCUCUCUCUCUCCCUCUUUUUGUCCCUGCGGUGUCAACUAUCUUGGGCUCUCUUUUUUUUUCCUUUUCUUUUCUUUUUACCGUUCUUGGUACAUAGGUGUUGGUUAGUUAGGAUGGAUUUCGCCAUUGUUGGAAGGAUCGGUCAUGAAUGGAAGAACGGAUGGAUCGGAUUGAGAUUA